AUGGAUGGGAUGGAUGGGAUGGAUGGGAUGGAUGGCCGCGCGGCUGGGGUAUGCUGCGGUGGAUAUGGCUGUGAUGGAGGCCUGUUCUUGAGCAUAUAGAGCACCGAGCGGGAACUGUGGAGGGUGCGGAGGACAUGGGUUCUGAUCCGAGGGCCGGUGCGGGGCGGCCGCCCUCCAGGGAUGCACACGGCGUUGUCAGCACGGCAUGCAGCACAGGGCGGCUUGACGGACCGGACGUUGCACGCGGGCAGAUUCAGGAGGACGCAUCGCUUGCAGAAUCGUGCUGCCGAGACGGACGGCGACAUGGUCUCUGAUGGCGGCAUGAUCGCUGGGCAGAUGGAUGACAUGAUCGCUGGGCAGAUGGACGACCAAGGCCAGGGCGGUCAUGGGAGAAAAAAAUGGGGGGCCGUCCUCGCGGCCGCUGCCCAGACAACCGCCGAGACGACCUUCGAGACGACUGCCGAGACAACCGCCGAGAUUUCCAGCUUGCCUGCCUGCCUGCCUGCCUGCUGUCCCCGUCCGAUCUGCCCUCCACCGCCAACCUCGGAGCACCCAUCCUUCCCGCCAUGCAGCACCUGGUAUACAAGCCACCCGCCGUCGUGCGAUCCCCCCGAUGCCGGUGUCUGGCUCUCUGGCGCUGUACUGCCACUGACCAUGAUCUGUAUCGCCAACGUCCUGGCGUGGUUCUUCCUCUUUGGCAACCAUGUCCUCUCCAUCGUCAACACCGACGAUUCGUACGACCCCUACCGCAAGUAUCCGACGUAUCUGACGCCGGCCGCGUGGGUCAAUUACAUCUACGGCGGCAUCUAUCUCCUGUUUGCUGGCUUUGCUGUUUGGCAGUUUGCUGCUCCUGAUGCGGAUGGCAUCGUCGUGCACGGAUACGGAAUCUGGUUUGUGGCCGCCGCCCUCAUGAACGCCCUCUGGUUCAACCUUUGGGACGAGGGAAGGCUCUUCCUGGCCUUGAUCGUCAUCCUCUUUGCCUCGGGAUUCAUCUCGGCCGUCGUCGUCGAUCUUGUGCGCACCUAUCCGGCUCGCAACAUCUGGGAGCGCAUCUUUGUCCACUGGCCAUCGACCGCUUUCCACGCAUGGAUUCUCUAUGUCGUCUGGAUCAAUAUCUCGGCGUUGAUCACCUCUGUCCAUGAGGAUGGACCUCAUCUUAUUGACUACCUCCUGGUCUACACUUGGCUAUUCCUCCAAGUCGGUGCUGCCAUCGGUCACUUUGAGUGGAAGAGCUCGGCCUGGGAUCCCGCCCACCUGAUCGUCACCGCCUGGGCCGUCUUCGGCGUCGCUUACGGCCAGUCAGAGUAUACCUUCAUCUUCUUCCCUGCCCUCGCGGCUGGCGUGGUGAUGGUUCUCUAUACCUUCAAGCCCAUCUUUGCCCGGAAGGCCUCGGACGCCGAGCACUCACCCCUGCUGGGCUAAGUCGACCGUCAAGCGCCUCCAAGUCGCCCCUGCUCUCCAGCGCGUAAUUCUUUGCAAGCGCUGUACUGGCUGGCUGCAGGCGCCUUGGCCUCCUCUCCCCGAUCCACUCCGAUGCAAUCUCAUCCGAUCCAUCUCAAGGUCACCAUCCUCUUGUCGACGUACCUGUCCCUCCAGCGGCUUGCACACCGCAGCGGAUGCGUAAUCAAGUUAUGGGAUGCACUCCCCCUCCUGUCCUGGCUCUCUCGCUUCUCCGCAUUAGGCGUCUACCUCUUAGCGCUGCCGGUUCUCUCUAAUCUGCAUCUCUCCAGAGCACGUCUACUUUUUUCGACCACCCCCCAGUAUCUGUGAUACUGUUUCCAUACUUGCCGCCCCUUUGCCCACCCCGCCUCGACAUUUGUACAAAGCCCCAAUACAGUUUUGAUCAUUCUGACCAACCGAA
Molecule: messenger RNA, 1861 nt
Organism: Polychytrium aggregatum
Lineage: Eukaryota; Fungi; Chytridiomycota; Chytridiomycetes; Polychytriales
Exons: 7
Coding region: 181-1422 (413 amino acids)
Source: RefSeq, a predicted model, not a curated record